AUGGCAUACCACACGCAUCACAAUUCUAAGGAGAACGAGCAGAGCCUUGAGACCUCCGAGGAGUUUGCAACAGCUUCUGGAGGGCCUGUCAUUGCCGCAGCAUCUGCUGUUCUCUUCGUUGGCGUGGGCUACACAAAUACUUACGGUGUGUUUCAGGACUACUACCAGGAAGUCCUGUUCCCAUCGAUACCACCAGAGAAGCUCAUCGUAGUCGGUUCGGUCGCAUCGAGCCUUUAUUUCAUUCUGGGUGCGCUCACAGGGCGGUUCGCAGACUUGUUGGGAUAUCGAAUCUCGCUUCUACUCGGUUCCGCGUUGAUGAUUGGAGCAAUGUUCGCCGCAAGUGUAUCCAGAACAUACACUGAGAUUUUCCUAUCUCAAGGACUAAUGUUCGGCAUUGGCUUGGCAUUCGUCUACAUGCCAGCCACGUCUAUCUCGGCGCAGUACUUUGGCAGCCAACAUGGUCUUGCGAACGGUGUCGUGGUUUCUGGAGGGGCGCUUGGCGGCUGUAUCCUGCCCUAUUGUGUUCAGAUCAUGCUCGGAAGAUUCGGUCUUGCUGCAACGUUUCGCAUCCUCGGAUAUCUGGCAACUGGGAUUCUCAUACCAUCCAUCCUGGUUUUGCGAGCGAAGGUGCACCGGUCGCGAUCCAGGAAGAUGAUUGAUUUGGUCCUUCUCAAAGACAAACGCUUCGUUUGGACGCUGGUAGGAUGUACGGUAGCAAUGGCAGGGUUCUUGCCCCGGUAUUUCCUGGUGCCAAGUUCAGCUCGAGCACGGGGUAUAAGCUCAACGUACGCUUCGUGGCUGCUUGGAAUCAUGAAUGGCCUCUCCAUAUUCGGCCGAAUUGGUAUUGGCUACUUUGCAGAUAGGUACGGCAAGCUCACGGCGCUAUCAUUAAGCUUCCUGCUAUGUGGUGUUGGCCACUUUGCAUUCUGGCUGCCAGGGAUCCUAAAUACCCAGGAUAAUACACGAGCCGCCACGGCGCUGAUGACCAUCUUCGUGGUGUACGUGGGAUUCUUGGGCUCAGGCUUUAUUUCGCUCUUUCCGGUCGUUGUGGCAGACUUGUUCGGAAGCGAGAACCUAGCUUCGAAGACCGGUAUGCUGAAUACGUUCGUUGGUCUGAGUACUCUGGCUGGGCCAAGUGCUGUCUAUGCCAUUGUCGGCUCCAGCAUGUCGCUGAGAUGGGCUCUAGGCAUAUCAACGGCCGGGUUCUUCAUGAUAGCGGGCGGCCUGGUCCUGCCGAUAACGAGAGCGUUGUUGUCCAAGAAGCAAGAUCGGGAAUUUAGCCGGCAUCAAGCAGGGCGACGGGCGCUGUAG
This is a messenger RNA of Pseudocercospora fijiensis CIRAD86, 1311 nucleotides long. RefSeq lists its product as uncharacterized. Lineage: Eukaryota; Fungi; Ascomycota; Dothideomycetes; Mycosphaerellales; Mycosphaerellaceae. The record is from RefSeq and is a predicted model, not a curated record. Gene Ontology annotation, molecular function: transmembrane transporter activity. Gene Ontology annotation, biological process: transmembrane transport. The transcript has a single exon. Bases 1 to 1311 code for a protein of 436 amino acids. Gene Ontology annotation, cellular component: fungal-type vacuole membrane.